Schizophyllum commune H4-8 is the source of this 1283-nucleotide messenger RNA. RefSeq lists its product as uncharacterized. The coding region runs from base 260 to 1111 and encodes 283 amino acids. The transcript is spliced from 12 exons. Lineage: Eukaryota; Fungi; Basidiomycota; Agaricomycetes; Agaricales; Schizophyllaceae. The record is from RefSeq and is a predicted model, not a curated record.
CGAGGAUGUCCGUUAAUCGCGUUGAAAUGACAUUGUUCCUGUAUUUUUCUGUGAUUCGUGCGCUCGUCGCGUAACAUAUUCCAGCCUAGCACUCACGACCUCAGCUCCCUCGUACCUCUCGCACGGCCCUCAGAUUCCUCCGACGGGCGAACUCAGCAGUAUAAAAACCGGCUCAACCACCGCAGAACACCAGACUCAGUCUACACCUGCUUUCACACUCGACCUCAGCUUUACAGCAAACUUCUCCAUCUCAUCCACCAUGUUCGACAAGGCUGGCAUUUACACCAUCGUCAACCGCAAGGCGAAGGCGCUGAUCAGCUCGUACGGCGAGCACGUAAAAUUGUCCCCUGCGUUGGGGCCCAAGGAAAACCUCUGCCAGCUCUGGUUCGUGAAGCCCUCUGAGGGCGGUUCCUUCGUCAUCACGAACCUGGCGACGGGCAAGUCGCUUGACCUUCUGGGAGCCUCUCCUGAGGAUUGGACGCUCGUCGUUGGGCGAACCAGCCCCGAGGGUGGUGCCGCCCAUCAGCGCUGGAUCAUCAAGCCCGCCCCGGACGCGAAGUACGACAAAAUUCAGAAUGUGGUGACAGACACUUUCAUGAGCCAGGGCCCCGAGAACGACGAAAACAGGGUCUUUGGCAAGAAGGGAGACUGGGUCGACGACAAUGAUAUCCCCCACCAGUGGCGCUUCAACAAGUACAGCAUCCGCGGCGCGCAGGUCGGGAAGGUUCUUGAGGCGAACAAGAAGCUGGAGGGCAAGGUCACCAUCGAGCACCCGACACGCAUUUACUUUGUCCUCGACGGCGCCGUCCUCAAGAGCUUAUGGCAGAAGGGUCGCAUCGCCGACUUCCAUCAGCGCAAGGCGCUCUUCGAGCAUGACGAGUUCGAGAUCGUGUACAAGGCCUACGUCGCCCAGUGGGCGUAUAAGAGCAUCAAUGUCGACGGCUUCGGCAUCCUCGCUGGCUCGGCGAUCUGUACCGACGAGGAAGGUGUGAAGCGUACCGUCCUCAUCUCUCUGACGGGCGAAGCUCUGGACACCAUCAUCUUCUUCGAUCCACAGACCAGCGAGAUCACCAAGGAUGUGCUGGAGAACAUCAUCUCGGUCAUCGUUUGAAGAGCCUGGCCGGUGCCGAAGAGGUGGACGCAAGUGUGGCGAGGUUGAUCAAGGGAUGGGAGCGAUUUCAGUUGUAUGUGGUACGACGUAAUUUUGUGCAGUAAUCUCGCGUAGUAAGGUAGCAAUACUACGAGCGAUAUCACAGGACUGCAAAACAAUGGCUAAAUCAUCA